AAGAAACUUUUCCAAUCAAAACGAGUAUGGAGGACCACGCUUGUUGUGUUCGUUUGUUGUCUUGACCUCGAUCAUCCACAAUCUAAAGAGAAGAUCUGAAGUUUAAGCUGCAAAUUUCUACGCGCUACACUUCGGAGGGUCUGUCUUCCCCGUGGGUGUUGACGCAGCUAGAUUCGCAUUCUCUGCGUUCUCCCCGUCCAGCUAGAUUCGCAUUUUCCCCGUCCAAUUAGACCUGGAGUUUUACACAAGGCAGAGUACUUCACAUUUUUAAUAUUUGCGAUUCCAUGCUUUCCAUGACAUUCUGAGACCACAUAGCUUCAUCUUUGUUACGAACCAGCUUUUUGGAUUUCAGAUUCACCUGCAGAGCUUCGAGCUUGUCCACUCAAUUGGGUCACCAGUGCAAAUCAACCAGCUCUUUCCGCUCGACUUCACAAUAGAGUGCAAGAAGUGUCAUGCCCAACACGCACAUGCACACAAGUUGUGACAGUGCGACGGGAAGUUAGUGCUCUUCGGGUGAGCUGGUCCUUUGGAUCGAGGAGGAGGUCUCCUGUAGGCCAGGUGACAUUUCGCUCGCGCAUGCCAAGCAGCAAACGUUUCUUACUCUGUGCGAGUGGAGGAGAGAAUGGAAGGUGCAGGUGCGUCCAUAGUCAGUCACGCUGCUGAGACACGGGGAAUGGACUCUGCAUACGAGGAACCGGAGCUUCCCUUCGCUGUCCAGGACCUUAUAUGGCGUCUGGAAGGAAAAGGCGAGCCUAUGACGACGCUUCCCUAUUUACGACAGCGAGAAUUGCGGAAGUUCUUUCCGAAGCGUGCAUCGCUCUCGACGAUCACAGGGUGGCGAAGCAAAGUGCGCCUUCGAGUGCUGGAGGCAAUCGGCAACUGCAACACCUUUGAGAAUCUAGAUUAUGUUGGUAUUUGUCGGAGAAAUAUGUCGAUGUUGACGGCAAGCGAGUGGGAGGUAGUUCUCAGAGGCUUCAUGUCUAGCACCGUUAUAAAAAAGAUAUGCCUCAACUUUUCCUAUAAUAGGAAAGUUGAGAGCUCGAUUUCAGAUGAGGAAGUGGAGAGCUUUUGUUUACUGAUAGGGAGAAUUCUGAAUUCCUCUAGCGUACAAGUAUUGAGAAUAGAAAAUUGCAAGUUGAGUGCCAGAUGUUUCUUGAAUCUCGCCUCAGGACUGCGAGGAAAUUCCGAUUCUAAACUCCAGCGGUUAGAGUUAGAUGACGCGUGGGAGGACUCGAGUGCCGUGAAGCAUGUGGCCGACAUGAUCAACAGUGCUCCUCGAUUAGAAGAGUUGAGGUUAAGGUCUAUGGGAGCUAUUGAGGAGGAGUACGUUGGAAUCCUGUCCCAUGCUUUGAUUCAAAGGUCGUCUUUGAAAUGCUUGGGGUUAGAGAAGGUGGAGUGGGGAGCGGCCUUGUUGCUGAAAGCUUUGGCCGGAGAUGAUGGCAACCGAUCCAUUGAACGUCUUCGGCUGGGGGUUGUGGAUAGACUCGGAGGCUGUUUAACGGAAGUUCUUACCUCCAUCCCAUCAUUGAAGAAAGUGAGGUUGGAGCGCGUAGAGAUGAGUUCUGAGGAAUGGCACCAGCUCGGCCAAUUCAUACGUGACAAGGCUAGAGCAACAUGCUUUAGAAUUUACUCUGAUACAUUUGAAUGGCAGUCAAUAGAAGCUCUUGCGUGUGCUGCUAGCUCCGAAGUCAAGGACCCCGUAGUGAAGCUUGAACUCAUUAUUCGGAAUGAGGAUGAGUUAAUGUUAUCAGUAAACCUAUUAGGUAGGGUACUGCGCGGAGAAAUCAAAUCUCUGAAAUCUUUCACUAUCUUGGCGGGAUCGAUUGACACUUCAGGUAACAACCAACCGGAAAGUAUCCUUUCCAUGAAUGGAAAAACUGGAGAAACUUCCGUCUUGAAGAAACUCGGAUUACGGGUUGGAAGCAAUGAUCUUUGGAAGGGACUGCUGAAGGACCUGUUUUUGUGCCUGCGAGGGAACACAAGUCUCAUUCACUUGGAUUUGUCUAAAUCUAAACUCGACGAAGAAACUUUCAGAGACCUGAUGGAGCUACUCCAAGUGAACUUGACAUUCCAAAAAAUAGAUGUCAGAGGAACUUCAUGGGCAAGGGACGGAAAGGCGACGUUGAUCGAUGAGGCCCUCAAGCAAAACCAGCAACGGGCCGUCUACAUGUCCGUGUUCCGCGAAGCCAAAUUAACAUUUGGAGAUGCAAAAACUGGUCGGCUCUUCUUAUGCGGCUCUCCUCUUGCAGGCAAGACUCAAUUACGUCAAACAUUGGUACACGGAAAAAAAUGGUACCAAAAGCCAUGGGCCAAAUUAAGGAGGAGGAGGACCGAAGGAAUUGAAGUGGAAUUUUUGCAAAACAAUGACAAAGGUCAAAUCUCAAUUUGGGAUCUUGCGGGACAAGAGAUUUUCCGUACCCUUCAAAGUGUGCUUUUCCCUCAAAGUAGCAAUUUUUGUGUUUUUCUAUUUGUGUAUAGCCCAUUCUGUCAGAUCACAUCUUCGAACAAAGCAGAAUCUGAUUUUGAGACAGAGUUGGAGGAAUGGUUGAGUUUCAUCACAUCCAGCACGAGGGUUAUCGGACAUAAUCUUCCACAAGUUCUUGUUGUGAUUUCACACAAGGAUAAGGCCAUAGACAGUUCUUUGAGUUGGGUUAAGUUCAUAGUGAACAAGCUCUCUGAAAGAUUUGCAAGAUUUGUGUAUAUCCACCCUAUUCAAGAGUGUUGUCAUGUGGAUGCUCGAAAAAAUAAGCAAGUUAUUCCUCUCAAACAUCAUAUUUUUGAGAUCUUUGAGAAGUUUUUGAAAAAAAAAUCUCCACAAGUUCCCUACUUGUGUUCUCAACUCUCGUCACUCUUGGUUAAAAACACCAAGGAGAAUAGAAGUGGCCCUCUUUUGUCAUCCCAAGAGUUUCGUGAAUUCUGUGCUCCCCAUUUGACACAAUUUCUUUCAUCCUCUUCUGCUCAAGCCUUUGAUCAUUCAAGGAUACAAAUUUCAAUCACAUCAUAUUUGAAUGAUGUUGGAUCCAUCAUUUCUAUUCCUAACUUUGAUCACAUCAUUGUAGAUCCAAACUGGCUCACACAUACAUUAUUAGGUGAGCUUGUAGCGCUGGGUCAAGACUUUCAAGCUCUUGAGACUCCAACUUUUGAGAAAAGGAUGUCACGUGACUCAUUUGCAAGCAAGGACGGAUUUGUGAGUGAGAGAGACUUUGGUUGGUUGAUAGACAAGUUUCUGGAAAAACAGUCACCUAGAAAGAAAUUUGUGGACAGAAAGGUGAUUGAAAACAUCCUUAUCCAUUUAGAUUUGUGUUUCAAGGUGGAAGAUACUUCUCUUCCCUCUUCAUUCAUUCAUUCAUUCAGAUACUUCAUUCCCUCUUUCAUACCUGAGCAUGCAAGCACUGAAGGACAGGAUCAUCAAGGAUUGGCGCACGUGGAAUCGAUGGGUUGGGAUUCUAGGGAUGAGACUUCAAAGUUUGUUGGCAUUCGGAUUCAAUGCCAAGAUGAAAGAACAAUGUCACUGACUGCUGGUUUUUUCCCAUGCUUCCAGAUGUUCAUGAGACGGAAGUUGAUAUUGGAGAUGGAUGUUUCCGAGAAGACUAUGAUCUACUCUCGACAUUAUCUGCGACUUGUCAUUGACGGACAUGAAAUUUAUAUCCAGCAAGACAGGUCCAAGAAAUACGUGGAUGUUCUGAUGUUAUGCUCGAAGCAUAAGUCAAGGGAGGUUGCUGUGAAAUUCGUGAUGAAGCAUUUCGUCAAGGAGUUGAUAUCAUUUUGCGCAUCCUCCAAAGGCUCUCCCGGGGUGACGUUAGUGCUCGGUGUGAUACAAACACUUUGCGUGGAGAUCCUGAUUCCGAGUCACAUGAGAGGGGCAAUUCUAAUCGAGAAACUCAAAUCGAAUUUCAUUCGUAGCAUCAAUGGCGAACUUGAGGAUAUUCCCUUGGAUAAGUCUCACUUGGAGAAGGAGGAUGAGUUGUUCAACUAUGAGCACUCUUGGCCCUUGAUUGAAGGAUACACAACAAAGGUUAUAUCCGAAAGAGCUAGGGAUUUGUUGUGGGAGAGCGAUGUGGAAGAGGUUGUGAAUGAAAUCCGACAGAAGCGAAUGCAACAAUUGGAGUCAUUUCAGCAAGACCUUAUCCAACAAUUGGGGUCAUUGCAGCAAGGUUUAGAGGAAGUGAACAAAGAUUUGAUUCAUUCUUACCCUGAAGAUGAGAACGUGGUUACCCAUGCAAAUUUUCCUGAUGUGAAAGAUUCCAAUCAACCUUCAUCCAGUUGCAUAAGUCGGGUGAGCACAAGUGUGAAAAACCUUGAUACCCGACUUGUUUUGGAAAAGAUGGAUCAGGUAGAAAAAAAUCUAGCACAAAAAGUUGAUGGUGUUGAUGAGAGGUUGAGAUCAAUGCAGAAAAUUUUGCAGAGAUUGGAGAUGAAGGUGGAACAGAUACUCUCUUUGCAAAAAGAACUGCAGUCAACGCGGAGUGAUUUCAUGUCCAAAGUGGACAGGGUUCUUGAGUAUUCACAAACGUUGCAGCAUUCCAGUACGCCCAAGCGACCUUACAUUACGAACAAUGUUGGCUUUUUCUAUAGGAUGAGUGCUACUUUGCAUGCCGGGACAACCGUCCGCUUACACUUGAUGUGUGAGUCCGCGACCGGGUUUCACCCUGUCAGAGAUCAAGAAGGUUUGAAGAUACGCUUGGAUUGGAAGGAUUGUGAAUGGAUUCAAAAAACUAUUGAAAUCUCAUUCAAAUUCAUAUAUUAUGCUGUGAAGGCUGGAUUGGAUGUGACUUUCGGGUUGGGCCAAGCAAUUCUGGAGUGGGAAGAUUUGAAAUCUGAUAUUGUUAAGUUACAUGGCAUUAGCGAUCGUGAUCGUAAUGCAGUUUCAAAAGUUGGGGAAAGCAAGGAGCUGAGAGAAGCAUGGUCGAGGAUUCAACAAACUCUUGCGCCACAGCUUCGAGAUAGGUAUUCGGCAACCUUCAAGUUGUAUCAGGUGAAAUACGUGAGACAAGAACUAGGUGGGCAUGCAUGGGUGUGCGAGGAGUGCAUGAAUGAAGGUCUUAGAACAGGCAUUUUGUUAGGAAUUUGAAGACCUUAGAAUGUCAUGAUGCAAAUGACAAGCAUAUGUUCAGACACUCAUGCAAUGUGACGCUCUGCAAAAUCCUCCUUCGUGUUUUCACGUUC
Marchantia polymorpha subsp. ruderalis is the source of this 5166-nucleotide messenger RNA. NCBI's taxonomy places the organism in Eukaryota, Viridiplantae, Streptophyta, Marchantiopsida, Marchantiales, Marchantiaceae. The record is from the annotation of a GenBank genome assembly.